UAUCUUGCCCGAGCCACCCCGCCAGGCUAAAGAUCUACACUGCCAUGCAAGCCUGCGGCGUCCAAACACCCCAUCCAGGCCCCGGGUGGAGUUGGUCCAUCCUUGCUUUCUGCCCUGCUGCCUCUCGUGCGCCUCUUUCUUGCACAUCCGCUGCAACCAGCCCUAACGCGCCUCUGCUGAUCUCUGGCGGCCAUGCAGACAUCACGAUCCAGCACGUCGUGCGGCACCGUCAUGCUAGCUUUGUGUUGGGGAUGAACCGCUGUGCCGUCUCUGCGCUCUUCCGUGCGUCUCACGCCCCUUCACCGCUCCACGCGGGAUAAUGCCGCAGCCAUUCGUGGAAUUUUACUUUAGCCCUUCCAUCGCGUGGUUCGGAGAUGCUAGCGUGGGCCCGUACGCACAACGGUCGAUCGCUUUAGGACAUCUCCUCGCGCGCUGCCACCCUCGCAGGCGAGAUUGGGUGGCCGUUGUUAUCUGCCGCACGCGUGCAUGCUCGACGACGAUGAUCGUGCUGGCAUCUGCGCUCUUCUGCCUGCGGGUCUGCAUGGGAUUGCCGAUCAUACCGCUCCCACGCCAUUGGGUGCGCGCGCCGCACCUGGUCCUUGGCCCCAUCCAGUCCCGGAGUUUGCAUCCUGCCGAUCAUCCACACGACCCAGUCCUCCCGACUCUGUCCACCGCACGGCUCCCAGGGCACAAGCCCAGCGCCCUCCUCGGCCUUCACAUCCAGUCCCCGAGGCCUCCCCCAACGCCCUCUCGCUCUGCAAUGUGCACCGCCCAAGUCUCAAUGAUCCCUUCUCCAUCCGGCGAGGGUAACCACGUUUCUUUGCCAUCCGCUCCUCAAGCCUGGCCGCGCCACCCACACCGUUCCCGCGUUUCGUAAGUGCCAAAUUAUCCGAGCGUAACAAGGCCGCCACGAGGCCAAGGGUCCCCACACGCCGGAAGAAGAUCAAACAUGGUUGCAUACGGCCCGUCAUCGAAUCUUAACACCGCCUCAAUUAUG
Messenger RNA from Neohortaea acidophila, 997 nucleotides. RefSeq lists its product as uncharacterized. Lineage: Eukaryota; Fungi; Ascomycota; Dothideomycetes; Mycosphaerellales; Teratosphaeriaceae. The record is from RefSeq and is a predicted model, not a curated record. The coding region runs from base 320 to 877 and encodes 185 amino acids. The transcript has a single exon.